This is a messenger RNA of Cannabis sativa, 2296 nucleotides long. RefSeq lists its product as uncharacterized. The coding region runs from base 637 to 2130 and encodes 497 amino acids. The record is from RefSeq and is a predicted model, not a curated record. Lineage: Eukaryota; Viridiplantae; Streptophyta; Magnoliopsida; Rosales; Cannabaceae. The transcript is spliced from 7 exons.
CGUGUAAAAGAUAUUAGACAGUAGUGUCCAAGAUCAAUACUCUUCUUUUUACAUCACAUAUAAAAGUAAUCAUCAAUUAUUAUUACUUUUAGGCAUAUAUCCACAUUCGUACUCGAUACACUAUAAAAGUUGUCACCAAAUUUCGAUACUGAUCAAUAUUAAUUACAUCUGCAUAAAAUAUGACGAUAUGAAAAGAGGUAUUUCAAUAAAACAACCUCUUCUUCGUUUGUACGAUUUAGAAACGAAUAUUUUGGGAACGACAAAUAGUCGUACCUAAUAUAUAGUCGUCCCCAAUAGUUCUGUAUAAUAGAAACCCUAGUUUUUGUUCUCUGCUCACACCACGAAACCAAUUCCUCCGCCUCCCAUCGUGAGAAUCGACCCCAGACCCCGAAAUCGACGUCUCGAACCGUGAAAUCGACAUCUCCAUUCCCAAAAUCAUCAACCUCAACCCCCAAAAUCGACAUCCCCAUUCCCAAAAUCAUCAAACUCAACCCCAAAAUCUUUAUUCCCCUAAAUAUUUUCUAGCCCGUGGAACUUCAAUUUCUCCGCCGGCGCCGGAGAUCUAAAAGAAGUGGGUGUCUCUUUCGGCAGUGGUUUUGUUCUUUCUUGCCAGUUUCAUUUUCCGUCGAGCAUUAAAUGUCUGCAGAUAUUGCUAGCUAUCAUAGCGGAGAUAGUGAUGAUAACUCGUCAGAUCCUAUUGUUGUCCCCAACACAUCUUCCAAAAAGAGGAAAGCUCGUGGUCAAAAUGUUCUAGUUGAUCUAGAGGAAAGAAGAGCUAAAUCUUCAGUGCCACUGCCUUUAGAGGUGGAUGUGGUUUCUUCUAAAAUAGUGGGAAAGGAGAGUAUAACUUUCCCUCGAUUGAUAGGAAGAGAGGUUAGAUUGCAUGUACCAGGAUGGUACCAUAGUUGGGCAAGUGUUCCUCAACAACAUCAAGACUUAGUCCUUAGUAGAGUUAAGCACUAUUACGAGAUCGACAACAAUGAACAUGCAUCGACGAUUUUACAAAUUACAUUAGCUGAGAUGGCUGAUAAAUAUAAAAAAAGAAAGAGCUUAAGACACGCUCAUUUCAAAAAAUUCUACAAAAAGCCAGAAGAUUUUGAACAGGCUGUAGAUAACCCGCCUAAUGAUGUUAACGCAGAACAUUGGCGACAAAUUUGUCAAUUUUUUACGAGUCCUGAGUUUAUUGCUCGUUCUCAACAAAACAAAAACAAUCGAGAAAAGAGCAAGUACCCUACAACACAAGGAUCAAAAUCAUUAGCAGGAAUGCGUUCUGAAAAUCGCAACGUUGGCUACAUUGAAACGUGGAAAGAAGCUCAUAUAAAUAAAAAGACGAAGACUUUUGUCAAUGAGAAUGCUCGACGAGAUUAUGAACGGUUGAAGGCAGCUUAUGAAAAGCGAGCUAGUAUUCCUAAUUCUGGACCAGUUGAUGAGAUUGCGAUACUUCGUGAGGUGCUUGGUGAAAGGCGCGGCCACAACCGAGGAGUAGGUCGCAAAUUGAAGGGCCAAUCCUCAACUCAUCGCACUCAGCCCGUACCUACUCAACAAAUGCCAAUGGACCCAAGAGUGGAGCGAGAGCUUGCUAGAUUGAGAAGAAAAAUCCAACACAUGAGUCAGAAGUUGGCACCUGAGGAUCGCCUACCAUCCGAUGAUGAGAUAGUUGACAUGGGUGCAACACAUCCAAUUGGGCCAUCUCAAACACACAUGUCGGUAGAUGGAUCUAGUUCGUCUUCUCAGCCUAUGGCUACUCAAUAUCAGCAGUCACAACAAACUCCUCUUCCCCUCAUGUUUCCUUUCAUGUUUGGACAACCGUCAUCUUCUCAACAGAUGUCACCAUUUACUUGGCCAAUGACACCAAUGUCGCAGAUGCAAAUGAUACAAAUGAUGAUGCAAAUGCAACAGAUGUGGCAAAUGAUGCAGACUCAGCAAUUUCCGCAAAUGAUGCAGACACAACAAAUGCAACAAACAUUGCAGAUGAUGCAGACACCGCAAAUGCAACAAACACUAUGUAUGCCAAAUAUUCUACAUCAACAAAUUCAAGGGAAUAAGGAUGAUGAUGAUGAGGAGGAGGAAGAGGAAGAGGAAGAGGAAAAUGAAGAAAAUGAGGAGGAAGAUGAGGAGGAGGAGGAGUAAUCUACACAUUUGGAAUGUUAGCACUAUUGUUUACUUUGAAACUCUCAUGGUUUUUACAUUUUCAAUUACUGGAAAGCACCAAAUUAAAUGUUGUAACUAAUAGUGACUUUCAUAUCGUGCCUAAAACUUUAUUAGCAUGAAAAUAGGUACUUUCAGAAACAACAAA